Molecule: messenger RNA, 2072 nt
Organism: Ostrinia nubilalis (European corn borer)
Lineage: Eukaryota; Metazoa; Arthropoda; Insecta; Lepidoptera; Crambidae
Exons: 6
Coding region: 635-1825 (396 amino acids)
Source: RefSeq, a predicted model, not a curated record
ACACUUCUCGUACAAAAACUAGUCUCUAUAUGUAGCAAUUGAUAUACAACCUUAUCCCUUAAGCAAUAAAGUGCAUUUUGGAUUGAUUUCACUAUAGCAGGGGAACCCGCGGAUCAAUACCACCAUACUAAAAAUAAUUGUUAGUGUCCUUAUGUUGGUAGUAUUGUUAGUUUGACAAAUGAAAAAAAAUGUCUGUCAAUUGAGUUUGAGUUUUUAACCGGCGAAUUGAUUCGUGUGAAGUUAUUUUCUCAGAUUUGGUGCAAUAUUACUGUAAAUAAACUUUUCUGUCGUUUACGUUGAGUUGAUUAAGUUCCUCCGUAUCGGGCGUGAUAAAGUUUGCUGUUCAGUGUUAUGUUUUUUGUGAGAUAGAGACUCUUUUAAAUAAGCUGUGUUUCAACUUCUACAGAAGUUUAAACUCUUAUUUACUUUUCUGUUUAAUGGGUAUGUUAUCUACUUACUUGAAAUAUUAGAUCUAUUACAAAUCUAUUUUUCAUUAAAAACAACCCUAUGUGAUGAAAAUGUAAAUGUACUUUCAAAACUGGUAAAUGCAUGAACCAGGGCAUUGACACUGGUUGGAGAGAAAUUAUAGGCUUUGUUUAAUUAAUACCUAUUUCAUUUUAGGCUUCUACUGAUAAUGGAGAGUAGAAACAACAAGAAGUGCGUUAUUUGUAAUAAGAGGCGAAGUCGUGGUGGAUUACCCUUACUUUUGAGUAGAUUUCCUCUGGAUUCUGACCGUUGUCGAAUGUGGGUUAAAAAUGCUGGCAUAGAAGACUUAGCAUAUGUACCUAUUGAAAAGUUACACCAACUUAAGUUUGUGUGUGGUGGGCACUUCACUCCUGAAUCCUUCAAUGCCAAAGGAACUCGGCUGAAGAACUCAGCUAUUCCAACACUGGAAUUGAGCAAUCCCAUCUUGCCAGAUGAAGUUUUGACAGAGUUUCCUCUUCAUGUAAAAGACUCCAAUAAAGAAAACCUCAAGACAGUUCUUUAUGAUCAUUCAUAUUGCAUUCCAAAGAAGUCAAAUCCAGUUGAACGAGUUCCCCUUACAACUACAACCAAACAACUAAAUUCAACAUGUUUGGGAGCUGUGGAUAUACCAGAUUCUGGUAUUUCUGCGAAAACAACUUUUGAACCUCUUCCUUCUACUUCCAAUGCACCAGAACAUAUGACCUAUAAACCCAUUACUCAUGAUGAUAAAAACAUUUGCCAUCAAGAUGCACAGGCAGAAAUAUUAGUCCACAGUUAUAAAAGACCUAAGAAAAACAUUGAAAUGAAAGACACUUCAUCAACAUUUACAAUUAAAGAGAAGAGGCUUUGGCGACAGUUACAAAAUGCAAAAAAAACAAUAAGGAAUAUAGCGAAGUCAAGAGUGAAUUUAGACAAGUUAGAUUCGGAAGUGCUGUCAUCGUUAGUAAAGGAUGUAGUGCAGAAUAACAAAAAAAAGUCACAAGGAAAAAGGUGGACUGUAGCCAACAAAAUAUAUGCUUUGGCUAUAUUUAAACGGUCCCCUAAAGCAUACCGCUAUAUGCAAAAGCUGUUUACGCUACCAAGCACUAAAACGCUCCAAAGGAUUUUAAAAAAUAUACCAAUGGAGCCUGGUAUAAAUAAAAAUAUAAUUGAUAUGUUAGAGGCAAAAGCAUCAAGUAUGCCAAAGGAAAAUAAAUAUUGCUCGUUAAUAUUUGACGAGAUGGCGUUAAAGAAACGGAUAAUUUAUAACGAAAUUGCUGAUAAAGUGGAUGGCUACGUGGAUUAUGGAGAGGGCGAGAACAUGGGACGAGAAAAGAAAAUUGCAGACCAUGCGUUAGUGUUUAUGAUACAGGGUGCUUAACAUAAAUACAAACAAUAUAUUGCGCACUAUUUUGUGGAAGGCACAAUACCAACAGCAAAACUGGCAAAAAUUAUAUCGGACAUCAUCAAAAAAUUAAAAGAAAUCGGAUUUGUGGUUCUAACAACAGUUUGUGAUCAGGGAUCUACAAAUAUAGGAGCUCUUAACAUGUUAAAAAGAAACUGUGGACAAGGCAUAGAUAGCAACUUUUUCUCUGUAAAUAAUGACAAAAUUUUUAUAAUCUAUGACA